Molecule: messenger RNA, 1116 nt
Organism: Saxophila tyrrhenica
Lineage: Eukaryota; Fungi; Ascomycota; Dothideomycetes; Mycosphaerellales; Extremaceae
Exons: 2
Coding region: 1-1116 (371 amino acids)
Source: RefSeq, a predicted model, not a curated record
AUGCCGGAGGCAGCUUACCAUGGAUCACAACAGCUUUUUGCAGAAGUCGAAGACUCCGUCCCCAAAGACAUGCCUCCACUGGAAGUGACGGGACACCUCGCAGACCGUGACGUUCCCCCAGAAGGCGUCGUCUACGAGACGGAGGGAGACACGAUCAAAGCACUGCGGAAGUUCGGUCCAGAGCAUGGUGAUAAUGUAAUUCGCUGCAACCGUCAGAAGCUACGGGAAUGGUUCCUCACCAACGUCAACAUCCACUGGGGCAAGCACUUCUCCCACUACGAGGGCGGCGCCGAAGGCGAAGGAGUCGUCGUCACCUUCAGAGACGGCUCUUCGUACCAUGGCGACAUCCUCGUGGCCGGCGAUGGCACUCACAGCAAAGUCCGAAACCAGUUGUUGCCGGAUCCAACUUUCAGGCCACAGCCCAUUCCCAGGGGAGUGAUCGUCGGCGGUCUGACAGCGACCAGGGAGCAAUACAUGAGAUGGAUGAAAUAUGGAAAGUCUUACUACACCUUGGCCGACCCCAAUAUCCGCCUGACAGUGUCGAUGAAGUGGAUUUCCGAGGACCAAGAGAGUGCGGAGUACGUCUGGCUAUACGGAUGGGCCGACAAGGGUGCCAUCCAUGAAAAGUUCUGGACUUCCACCGCAUCGAGAGAGGAGCUGAGCCAGUACGUCCUCAGCAACCUGAACGGGUUCUCCGCAGAACUAUUUGCAUCCUCCCUUGAGGAUGCGCGACAUGCUUCCUCCACAAAUCCCACGCGGCAGAGUGACGUUGAUGGGAGAUUCGAGUCAUCCGAUGACUUCAUGCAAGCAUUUUCCGUGGGCGAUGACAGUACAUAUGCUGACUCUGAGAUAGUCCGAGGCCAAGGCGGCAACAUGGCCAUGCUCGACGGUCUCCGCCUAGCGACAGUCAUCAGCAGAUCAGCCGGUGCGCCAAUUGAGGAUGUUUUGAAAGAGUACGAAAUUGAGAUGAACGAGCGCGGUACCAAGGCUGUGCUGGCUUCGCGAGCUGCAAUUCCAACAGGAGACCCAUCGUGGACUGCCACGAAAUCGGGACAGGUCUGGCAAAAUCCGAAGGAGCGCAAGAACAUUGCUGGCGAGCAGGUGCCUACCGGUUGA